Messenger RNA from Heteronotia binoei (common prickly gecko), 1832 nucleotides. It is a transcript of the gene SUGT1, whose product is annotated as SGT1 homolog, MIS12 kinetochore complex assembly cochaperone. The transcript has 13 exons. Gene Ontology annotation, molecular function: protein-folding chaperone binding. The record is from RefSeq and is a predicted model, not a curated record. Bases 97 to 1101 code for a protein of 334 amino acids. Gene Ontology annotation, biological process: protein stabilization. NCBI's taxonomy places the organism in Eukaryota, Metazoa, Chordata, Lepidosauria, Squamata, Gekkonidae.
CCGGCGCGGCGUCGUCGUCAGGCGCUUACGAAGUCGCGCGGCGACAACCGUCCCUGGGCGGCCCUGUGGAAGCUUCUGGCGCGGGGCGGCUGCGCGAUGGCGGAGGGAGCGGCGCUGCUGCGGCUGUCCGAAGGAGACCUCGAGCGGGACCCGGCGGCGGCCGUGCAGAAGCUGACGGUGGCACUAAAAGAGCAGCCUGAUAAUUCGGGGUAUUACUGUCAACGAGCUUCCGCUCACAUUCUUCUUCAGAAUUACCAUGAUGCCGUUACAGAUGCAAAGGAUGCCCUGGCACUUGACCCAAGCAACGCCACAGCCUUUCUCAGACAAGGGAUAGGUGAAUACCACAUGGAGAACUACAGAGCUGCGAUGAGGUCUUUCACUGAAGGACAGAAGCUGAAUAGUGCGGACGAGACGUUUACUGUCUGGAUUAAAAGAUGUGAAGAAGCUUUUAACAGAAAAUUGCAGGCUGAAGUGUUGGAGGACUCUAAGGCCUUGCAGCACCAGUCUCAGACGCCCAAGUUCAAGCACGACUGGUACCAGACAGAGUCCCAUGUGAUCGUUACAAUCAUGAUCAAGAAUGCGAAGAAGGAGGAUGUCAGUGUGCAGUUUUCUGAGAAGGAGCUAAGUGUCUUGGUGAGAGUUUCCCCGGAGGAAGACUACAGGUUAAAGCUCCAUCUUCUUCAUUCCAUCGUUCCGGAACAAAGUACAUCCAGAGUGCUUUCUACAAAGAUCGAGAUAAAACUGAAGAAGCCGGAGGCUGUGCGGUGGGAGCAACUGGAGGGAGACGGAGGUUCUCCAAAGCUAAAACAUUUCUCCUCAGACGCCAUGCAGUAUCCGUCCUCCUCUCAUUAUACAAGAAACUGGGACAAAUUGGUGGGUGAGAUCAAAGAGGAAGAGAAGAACGAAAAGCUGGAGGGCGACGCAGCUUUAAACAAACUUUUCCAGCAGAUCUACUCGGAUGGUACCGAUGAAGUGAGGCGUGCCAUGAACAAAUCUUUUAUGGAAUCCGGUGGGACUGUUUUGAGCACAAACUGGUCUGAUGUGGGUAAAAGGAAAGUAGACGUCAAUCCUCCAGACGACAUGGAGUGGAAGAAAUUCUAACCUGUUCCUCUGGCACUCAUAUCCAUUGUGUGUGAACAGAACAUCCUUGGAGCUGAAGCAAUUAAUACUUUGUUUUAUUUUUGGAGGAUUGUUCUUAUCUUACAUGCUUUAGGAAUCCCUUAAUCUGCAGGUUUAAAAGGUAUGAUCAGGAAGCUUAAGAAUCAAAGUUUAUUGCCACAUCGGUCCACAAAGGGACUUUUUUGUGAUAUCCCAAACCCCCCUGGUCCUAACCAUAUUUUUUUUCUCUACUGGGCUGUCUAGUUGUGCUUUUGAGGGACUCUUCAGAACCUUCAUUGAAAUACUUAGGAUUAUUGCCUUAUUAACUGCACAUAAUAUCUGUUAAAUUAUUUGCUCUAGUGACUUCAGGGUCAACACACUUCUCACUUACAGUGCUAAGAUUGUUCUGUGUGCAAAUAAAACUGUAAAGAGAGCGUUUUUCCCAUAAAGUGAACCUCAUUCUGCUUUGAUCAAACAAAAGCAGUUGUGGAAAGCAGAUGGCUGCUUCCAGAACUGCCCUUUUUUUUAUUCUCAAAAUCACUUUUCAGUUUCAGUGGAAGUAUUUUCUUUAAAAACAUAUUGGAAACAAACUGAUUCAGAAUGUAGCAAGAGAAGAGGCCGCUGAAAAUACACCCAAAUCUUUGCAGACAUAACUCUGUUUUUCUUACAUUAUGGUAACUAGCCCAGUUAAGUCUCCAAGGACCCUCAGAUUGAAUAAAGGUUAUUUUCUAUAA